Messenger RNA from Funneliformis caledonium, 2265 nucleotides. The record is from the annotation of a GenBank genome assembly. NCBI's taxonomy places the organism in Eukaryota, Fungi, Glomeromycota, Glomeromycetes, Glomerales, Glomeraceae.
AUGGAUGAAUCAAAUAAUUUAAUAUUAAAUUUUAUCACGGAUGAUGUUCCUAUUGAUGAAAGUCCUAGUUUAAGAUCAAAAUUAAAACAUAUCGGGGGAAGUUGGAAAAAUAAAAAGAAAGUUCGAAAGUUAAUAAAAAAGAAUUCGCAAGUCCAUUCUCAAAAUAGCUCAAUUGAUAGAUCACAAAGGACAAACAACACCGAAAAUCAAGAUGAAUCAAUUCGGGAAAAUAAUUCGGUUCCAGGAAAUUUCAUAAAUUUUCACAAUAUUAACGUAGAUACUGGAAAUCAUCUUAAUUCUCAAAAAAGUACAUAUUCUCGAGAUAAUUCAAAUACUCAAAAGAAAUUAAAUAGCAAAACUCAAAUCAUCUCAUCAAUCUUCAAUCAUGAACCGAGUAAUGGACCAAUAAAUGAUACUUAUUCAUUUAAAAGUAUGGGUUUAAAUAGCGAUUUGGUUGAAAAUAUUAAAAAUAAAUUGGGAGUUGAGAAACCAACGAAUAUUCAACGUAGAGCGAUUCCCAUCUUAAUGUCUUCCAUAAGCAAUAACGAAAGCAAAGAAGAAAAUUUUGAUGUUGUAGUCCAAGCUGAGACAGGAUCUGGCAAAACUCUGACAUAUUUAUUUCCAAUAAUACAUCAAUUAAUAAGCAUUACGGCUGAUAUUCAGGAUAAUAAAAUACUUUCACGUUCAAUUGGAACUUUAGCAAUUAUAUUGACUCCAACACGUGAAUUAGCGAUUCAAAUCUUAUCAGUAUUAGAGGCUUUAAUUAAUAUUCCAUCUUCAAAGCAACAUCAUUUAGCUCAUUGGAUCGUUGCUGGUAGCGUCAUUGGUGGCGAAAAGAGACAAUCCGAAAAAGCUAGAUUACGUAAAGGGAUAAAUAUUUUGGUUUGUACUCCUGGUAGACUGUUGGAUCAUUUACAAAACACGAAAUCUUUUUUGGUGGAAAAUUUAUGCUGGUUAAUACUUGAUGAAGCUGAUCGUCUUUUAGAAUUGGGAUUUGAAGAAACUCUACAAUCAAUACUAAAAAUUUUAGAAGAAAAAAAGAAUGGUUCUCAGCCUUUCCCCUCUACUAAAUUUUGGCCAAAUAGAAGACAAACAGUUCUUUGCUCAGCUACUUUAAAGGAUGAAGUUAAGCGAUUGGCGGGAUAUGCUUUAUCCAAUCCCAUUUUCAUCGGAGGAAAGAAUGAUGAAAUUUCUCCUUUAGGAGAGAAGAAGGAUGAGAAGAGUCCAAAAGAAACAAAGUUCAGCACACCUAAUCAAUUGAAACAAACUUAUGUCAUAACACCAGCAAAAUUACGUUUGGUUACUUUAACGGCAAUUCUAAAAUCCAUUUUCAAUGUCAAACGAACAGAAAGUUUCAUGAAUCACAAAAUUAUAAUUUUUAUGUCAAGUUGUGAUUCGGUAGAUUUUCACUUUGAUCUGUUUACUAAAGCCGGAAGGAUUAGCGAAGAAUUAACAGAAGAUGAUGACCAAUCGAUUUCUACCAUUGCAGUCAUUCCUGGGGCGAAAAUAUUUCGAUUACACGGUGACUUAUCGCAAAAUGUUCGUACAAAAACAUUUAAUGAGUUCAAUCAGACAGAUUCUGGCAUAUUAUUUUGCACGGAUGUUGCUGCAAGAGGUCUCGACCUUCCAGACGUCGCAAAGAUCAUCCAAUAUGACCCACCAACGGAUUUAAAAGAUUACGUUCACAGAGUUGGUAGAACUGCAAGGUUAGGUAAAGAAGGUGAAGCUAUAUUAUUUUUACUUCCAAGUGAAAUUGAAUAUAUUCAUGUUCUAAGGUCACAAGAAAUUUAUGCUGAACCUGUUCAAGUUGAAACGUUAUUAGAAACUCUGACAGUUUCAGAGAAGAGGAACAAGGAGGGGUAUGAAAAAAUCGCAGCCGACCUUCAAUUACAAUUCGAAAGAUACGUUCUUUCAAAUUCCGAGUGCAUCACAUUAGCUCAAAAAGCAUAUUCAUCACACAUCCGCUCAUACGCGACGCAUACAACCUCGGAAAAACGGAUUUUUCAUGUGAAGAAAUUGCAUUUAGGUCAUGUAGCAAAAAGUUUUGGCCUACGAGAAACGCCAUCAAAUAUCAAGAAUGAAGUGGUCUCCCCUUCGAAUAAAUUUGACGAUAGGAAGAAUGUUUAUAAAAAGAAAAAUAUCCCCAAUAAAGAAGGAAAGUGCAAUCAAAGGAAUAUUAAAAAAAGAAAUUUUGAAAUAAUGAACGAGUUUUCGAUUGGAAAUUAUGAAAAUGUUUACAAAAAUGGAAUUUGCUUGACAACAUGA